GAAGACGACCUCCUAUGGACCCAGGAGAUCGUUAACGGCGGACACGACGUCCCCCUCACCAACUUCAUGAACGCUCAGUAUCACACUGAGAUCCUCGUCGGUACGCCCCCUCAGUCAUUUAAAGUUAUCCUUGACACUGGCUCGAGCAACCUCUGGGUCCCAAGCUCCAAGUGCACAUCUAUUGCGUGCUUUCUUUACGCCAAAUACGAGUCUAGCGCUUCCUCUACGUACAAGGCCAACAGAUCUGAGUUCUCCAUU
Suillus clintonianus is the source of this 258-nucleotide messenger RNA. RefSeq names its product aspartic peptidase domain-containing protein. Gene Ontology annotation, cellular component: fungal-type vacuole. Gene Ontology annotation, biological process: proteolysis. The transcript has 3 exons. The record is from RefSeq and is a predicted model, not a curated record. Lineage: Eukaryota; Fungi; Basidiomycota; Agaricomycetes; Boletales; Suillaceae. Gene Ontology annotation, molecular function: aspartic-type endopeptidase activity. The annotation marks the transcript as partial.